AUGCUGGUGUCUCGGCUAAGCCCCAUGUGUGCAGGUCCGCGGGUGUCUCUGCUCCAGAGGAGCCCCUCCUCCCCAGUGGUGUGCCAUGCUACAGGCUUCUACCCUGACAGGGUGGUGGUGUUCUGGAGGAGAGACGGCCAGGAGCUCCAUGAGCAGGUGGACCCCGGGGAGGUCCUCCCCAACCACGACGGGACCUUCCAGGUCAGCGUGGACCUGAACCUCACGGCCGUCCCACAGGAGGACUGGGGGAGGUACGAGUGUGUGGUCCAGCUGAAAGGCAUCGAGGACAUCCCCACCCCCCUGGACCCCGCCCUCAUCAGGACCAACUGGGGGGACAAGGGAGACAUCCUUGUUUUCAUCCUUCGAAGUGUUGCUUGUGUUGCUGUUGCUGCUGCUACUGCUGUUGUUGGAGUCUUUGCGUACAAGAAGAGGGACAGUUCUGACACCAGCUCUGAGGGGCAGAGUCCGGCUCCUGAGGCCCGACCUCUGACCACAGUCAGUACUUUACCACUCUACAAUACUUAUUCAGAGUAAUAUGUUUACAGUUAU
Gadus chalcogrammus (walleye pollock) is the source of this 549-nucleotide messenger RNA. RefSeq names its product major histocompatibility complex class I-related gene protein-like. Bases 1 to 534 code for a protein of 177 amino acids. Gene Ontology annotation, cellular component: external side of plasma membrane. NCBI's taxonomy places the organism in Eukaryota, Metazoa, Chordata, Actinopteri, Gadiformes, Gadidae. Gene Ontology annotation, biological process: immune response. The transcript has 4 exons. The record is from RefSeq and is a predicted model, not a curated record.